CUUAAUGCUAAUAACUAAUAAAUACAAAAUAAAUUAUUGUUAUUUGAUGUCUUCAGUAAGGCCUUCCCGCCUUUUAAUCUUUAUGCAUGUUAAAAUCAGUGCUUAUGCAGAAUUUACUGAAAUAAUAAAAUGACUUUGUUUUUGACAUUAGUAAAUUAAGGUAAUGUAGACUUAGAUGUUGCAAAGCUUAGAAAUAAGUAGGCACUUGCUAAAGCUAAUAAAAUGUAAUUUUUGUAUUUCUAUAAAUAAGGUGUAACCACUACUUGAAGCAAGUUUUAAAAUUCGUCUUGUAUUCCAGCCAUGUUUAGAAAUAUAUUCAGAUAAUUUUUUUAGAGAUUUAUCCCUGCACAUGUGGUUGUGUUAAGUAGAAUUUUCACCACUGAAACCCUACAUGGUGCUUUUUUGAAAAUUUACUCCACAUGCUAUUUUCAAUUUGGCGUGAAUUUGUACUUUAAAUUACUUUUGAAGAAUUCAUAAUGGAAACGUGUAGCCAAAUACCACAUAAUUAUGAGUAGUUCUGAAAUUGCUAUACGUAGUCAACUUUUUAGAAAUUUUCUUUUUGGGAAGGUUGAGAGAAAGGACCAGAAAAAAUGUGUGAAAGUCGCAGUCCUUAUCAAAAUUAAUUGAUUAGAAUUCAGUAAUUAAAUAUGGCAAAUUGAUAGACUUAAUUCAGAGUAAAUUUUCAUUUUUCUAGUCAUAGGGAUUUCUUUUUCUUAGUGUCUAGGAUUAUUUUAAUGUUACUGUUGUUAUUAUUAGGCACUUAGGAUGCUUAUAAGCAAGACAUUUAGGCAUUAAUCACCCCUCUUCAGAUAAGUAUACAUAAAUCGGUUCUAAAAGUCAGUAAUUUAAGAAGUUUCCUGAGACUAGGGAACUUUUUUUUGUUAGUCAUUUUCAAAAAUGUUAGCAGUUUCCCAAGGCAUAUUUUUUGGAACUGGAUUCUUUCAGUCAUCUCUGUCAUUGUUGGUGAGAUACCUUAUUAACUGAAUGGGUGUAGGCUUCCUUUCCAAUUGAAGCUGAUUACAUGUGGUAGGCUUUUUUUCUGUCUGCUUGAAAUUAAAUGGGAUCUUUUGGAAGGUUAUCAAAAUUGUUUGCAUCACAAGUAGGUAGUUUCAAUUAACAGGAUAGGGACACUCAGGAACAGAUUUCAAUUCGCACAUAUUUGUUUUUUUCUUUUUCUUUUUUUUGACUAAUUUGGUUAUUUGCCAUUUCUGGGGAUUAAACUUUAAAAAAUGUUCUUCUUUUCUGUAUCUGAUGUUCUGUGUGCUAUUAGUGAUGCAGCCAACACGAACGGUUGUCAUGUGUAACACAACUUUCGAUCACCGCGAAAACACCGUCCUGGGAAAGCGUCCAUGCUUGAUAUCGUUUGGUUCAUGAACAUUAAGUUUCCAGUACAGGUAAAAUCCCAGAGGAAGCCAAAGCUCUCUCUCUAUUGGCUCCUGCUCCAACCAUGACAAGUCUGAUGCCUGGUGCAGGCUUGCUUCCCAUACCGACUCCAAAUCCCUUAACUACACUGGGUGUUUCCCUUAGCAGUUUGGGAGCUAUACCAGCAGCAGCACUAGACCCCAAUAUUGCAACACUUGGAGAGAUACCACAGCCACCACUUAUGGGAAAUGUGGAUCCUUCCAAAAUUGAUGAAAUUAGGAGAACAGUCUAUGUUGGCAAUUUGAAUUCCCAGACAACAACAGCUGAUCAGCUACUUGAAUUUUUUAAACAAGUUGGAGAAGUGAAGUUUGUGCGGAUGGCAGGUGAUGAGACUCAGCCAACUCGGUUUGCUUUUGUGGAAUUUGCAGACCAAAAUUCUGUACCAAGGGCCCUUGCUUUUAAUGGAGUUAUGUUUGGAGACAGGCCACUGAAAAUAAAUCACUCCAACAAUGCAAUAGUAAAACCCCCUGAGAUGACACCUCAGGCUGCAGCUAAGGAGUUAGAAGAAGUAAUGAAGCGAGUGCGAGAGGCUCAGUCCUUUAUCUCAGCAGCUAUCGAACCAGAGUCUGGAAAGAACAAUGAAAGAAAAGGCGGUCGAUCUCGUUCCCACACUCGUUCAAAAUCCAGGUCUAGCUCAAAAUCCCGUUCUAGAAGGAAAAGAUCACAGUCAAAACACAGGAGUAGAUCCCAUAAUAGAUCACGUUCAAGACAAAAAGAUAGACGUAGAUCUAAGAGCCCUCAUAAAAAACGCUCUAAAUCAAGGGAGAGGCGGAAGUCAAGGAGUCGUUCGCGUUCACGGGACAAAAGAAAAGACAACCGAGAAAAAAUCAAGGAAAAGGAAAGAGUGAAAGAAAAAGAUAGAGAAAAGGAAAGGGAAAAAGAGAGAGAUAGGGAAAAGGAACGUGAAAAAGAAAAGGAACGGGGUAAAAACAAAGAUAAAGACCGGGAUAAAGAACGGGAAAAGGACCGAGAUAAAGACAAGGAGAAGGACAGAGAGAGAGAGCGGGAAAAAGAGCAUGAAAAGGAACGAGACAAAGAGAAGGAGAAGGAACAGGACAAAGAAAAGGAACGAGAAAAGGACAGAUCCAAAGAGAUAGAUGAGAAAAGAAAGAAGGAUAAAAAGUCCAGAACACCACCCAGAAGUUACAAUGCAUCAAGAAGAUCUCGUAGUUCCAGCAGGGAAAGGCGUAGGAGGAGGAGCAGGAGUUCUUCCAGAUCGCCAAGAACAUCAAAAACCAUAAAAAGGAAAUCUUCUAGGUCUCCAUCCCCUAGGAGCAGAAAUAAGAAGGAUAAAAAGAGAGAAAAAGAAAGGGACCACAUCAGUGAAAGAAGAGAGAGAGAACGUUCAGCCUCUACAAGAAAGAGUUCUAAUGACAGAGAUGGGAAGGAAAAGGUGGAGAAGAACAGUACUUCACUUAAAGAGAAGGAGCACAAUAAAGAACCAGAUUCAAGUGUGGGAAAAGAAGUAGAUGACAAGGAUGCACCAAGGACUGAGGAAAACAAAGUACAGCAAAAUGGGAGUUGUCAACCAAAUGAAGAAAACCUCUCUACCAAAACAGAAGCAGUAUAGGACCUACAAAUGCACCUCUAAACCCACGCUGGAAUAGAAUCCAAAGCUUUUAAUUCUCUCAACAAGAUGUUAAACAGUGAAGAAAUCCAGUAGAGCAUAAAGAUAUGAGCUAACAGCUUUUUUAGUUGUUAGGUGACUUUGUGGCCAUCUUGUUACUGAGUAAGAAAAUAAAGCAUGGACAUCGUGAAAAUAACAGGUGUUACCCAAACUCCUCAUCUUCUAAAAGCUGUGCAUAUCCAUGGUGGCUGACACACUUGUCAUGUGGUUUGUUAAGUGUUUGCCAAGAACCAUUAAAAUAAAUGGGACAUUAAAGAUCGAAAUUUGUACUAUCCAUUAAAGACUGGAGAUAAACAUUGGAGGCUCUUUUAAAAAAAUGCUAGUAACUGAUUUUGUAUUGUUUUACUUUUUUUUAAAAUUUCAAUAUAUUACAGAUUGAUGAUGUGCUUGAAAUUGGUGCAAAUAUAUACACACCCUUGUAAGUGCGGAGUAUGUAAGAAGUUUUAACAUUGACUUCACAGGAUUUACAGUGAUUGUGUUAAAUUCUCACUAUUGUGUUUUCUUUUGCUCACUGUUUAGGACAGCAGUUUUUCUUUAAAAUAGUUUUACAUAUUAAAGUUGCUUUAAAUAAGUGGAUUAAAAACCAACUGACAAUGCAUGCUACUGUUCUUUUUCAAAAGGAAGAACAACUGUGUUGAAUACUAAUAAUAUAUUAGUAUUCAGUGUUCAGAAUCAUUGGGUCUCCCCACAAAGUAAGCAUUUCUUUUUGAACUCUCUUGACAUUUCCAAGCUUAUGAACAGUAUCGCAGUGUGUGUUGUCAGUUGUAGUUGGCAAAGGUGCCAUUUAUAAAAAGAAACCUGGGUUUUCAAAAUGGGCUAUGGGAGCACAAGCUGAAGCUUUAGUGCCUUCUACAACGUGGUAUACUGUUUUCUAGAAUUUUAUAUGGACUAGUCAUUCUCAAUUCAUAUGGAAUUUAGAUGGAUAUUCCAUUCCCUCCCAUAGAGAAGUGUGAAAGUGGUAUGUCAGAAGAGCUUCUUACUUCGUUCACCUAAUAUGAGAGGGAAGUCUGUUUUCAAGAAUGACUUUAGAGCUUAAAACAGCAAUGCAGUUUUGGGACCAUCAGUUUCAUACUGUGAUAAUUGAAAAUGAAGCAGCAUGUUCUUAUUUUACUUAAAGCAAAACCCUUUAGUUGUCUAUAUUAGAUGGCCUUAAUUAUUACCUCUCAAUCACCUUCUCAUAAAUGAUGUGCAGAAAUUGUACUUAAAGGAGAACAUAUGAGUUUGUCUUAUGUGUAAGGAUAUGUUUACUUAAGCUUAAAAUAUAGGUCAUCCGACAUUGUUAGGCACACUUUUUGCAGAAAGUAUGCAAGUAGUAAAAUGACAACAUUGCUAAUAUUUUCCCCCAGACCACAACUCAUAGUUUCAGAACUCUUUUCAUUGUUGUAUUUCCAAAAGUUAUACCUUUUACUUAGCAUGUUAUUAAAAAAAUCAAGUAUAAUUAGUUUAAUGCAGUCUAAUACAAUCAAAUUACUCAGUUGCCUUACCUCAUGGGAAGAGUUUCUUAUAGAUUUAAAAAGCUGAGUAGCACAUCAGUUACUUGGUUUCAACUUGAGUUUUCUUUUAAUGUUAAUACUAUUGAAAUUUAAGUAUUUGGUGGAGAAUGGAAAGAAUUGCCCUUAUUGCAAGUAAUGAAGCCUGGUUUGAUUAUGAAGCUGCUUAAUUACUCCUCAUGUGUUCAGAAUUACUGUGUUUUUUUGUUUUUGUUUUUUCCUUUUUUUCCACUGUGUACAUUAAAAUUUUUGAAAAUGCUUUACUAUGUAAAGUAUAGAUGGUCAUUUUAAUCAUUCAACCACAUACGGUUGGCUGGUAAACAGCUUAUUUUGAUAUAAGAAUGCUUGGGUGUAUAUGGAAAGAUUGUGAAGGAGUGUGUGUGUCUUGCAUCAAAGCUUCUUAUUUAUGAUAUGUAAGUAGAAUAGAGCAAAUGUUGUUUGAACCUUUGUUAUUUGUAGUACUGUUUCUCUAAUAAAGCUAAGUAUUUUAGAGGAAAGUAUUUGUUCAUGCAUUUCAAAACAGCAUCUUAGGUUUAUCCUGUUCUUGUUUUAGCUGGCAUAGAAAUUGUUUUGAUAUGGAGAGUGCAUGUUUGUGUGGUGUCUAAAGCCAUCAUUUAAAGUUUGAGUAUUUUCUUGUACUCUGGACUCUAUUAAAUGAUUUUAUGUUAGUAAUUAACAUAGUUAUUUGGUUCCUGCUGCCAGUUAUUUUUCUUGAUGAGGUUUAUUCAUCUUUAAAAUAACCAUACUAAUCUUGACAGAUACUGAUUUAUAAAAAUUGGACAUGAAUAGGAAUACAAGAAGUCUGGAGAAAGUGAAAUCAUUUUCUUAAACAGGCUUAUGGAAGCAAAGCUUUCUAGGGUCUAGAGGUACUGGAGUGAAGGAGGGAGUGUGUGAGUUUGUGUGUGUGUUGUGUGUAAGAGAGAGAGAGAGAUCUUUUUCUCUUUGUUCACUUUUAAGAGCUGAUAUGUUUUCAUUUAUUUUUUUCUUGUAAGGUAUUUUAAAAUUUCUUUAAAACUGUCUUUUUCAUCCCAGGUAGAUAUUGUCAGGAAAACUUGAGGUAAGGCCAAGAAGACAGCCAUUUUACACUUAAUACCUUCUGUAAAUUAUCUUUUUCUUCUUGAUUAUAUAGUGAGUACAUUCUGUUCCUUAAAUUGUAGUUGCUAUUCAUCAUUCUAGACAAAUUCUCUUGGUCCUCUUGUUCUUGCUUUUCAGCAGUGUGCACUUAAUUGGUAAUAAAAGAUGGUCCUUCAUAAGCUAGCCAGUUUCAUGUGAGGAAACAAGUAUAAAACCCUUA
Molecule: messenger RNA, 5833 nt
Organism: Kogia breviceps (pygmy sperm whale)
Lineage: Eukaryota; Metazoa; Chordata; Mammalia; Artiodactyla; Physeteridae
Source: RefSeq, a predicted model, not a curated record